Messenger RNA from Carassius carassius (crucian carp), 640 nucleotides. Its product is annotated as DNA-directed RNA polymerase II subunit RPB9. Bases 96 to 476 code for a protein of 126 amino acids. Gene Ontology annotation, biological process: maintenance of transcriptional fidelity during transcription elongation by RNA polymerase II; DNA-templated transcription; transcription initiation at RNA polymerase II promoter. The transcript has 6 exons. The record is from RefSeq and is a predicted model, not a curated record. Gene Ontology annotation, cellular component: RNA polymerase II, core complex. NCBI's taxonomy places the organism in Eukaryota, Metazoa, Chordata, Actinopteri, Cypriniformes, Cyprinidae. Gene Ontology annotation, molecular function: zinc ion binding; nucleic acid binding; DNA-directed RNA polymerase activity.
GCGCACAAACGACUGAUCCCAGACAUUUCGACGGAGUGGAGGAGGUCGGUUAUCCUUUAUCUCUUACUUAGUUGCUUAAUUACAGUAUCUUUAUAAUGGAUCUGGAAGGGGGCACUUACGAACCUGGUUUUGUGGGCAUCAGGUUCUGUCAGGAGUGUAAUAACAUGCUGUAUCCUAAAGAGGAUAAAGAAAACCGCAUCCUGCUCUACGCUUGCAGAAACUGUGACUAUCAACAAGAAGCCGAUAACAGCUGCAUCUAUGUGAACAAAAUCACCCAUGAGGUUGAUGAACUCACUCAGAUUAUUGCAGACGUGGCUCAGGAUCCAACACUGCCUCGGACGGAGGACCACCCUUGCCCAAAGUGUGGCCACAAGGAGGCGGUGUUCUUCCAGUCUCACAGCAUGAAGGCUGAGGAUGCCAUGAGGCUUUACUAUGUCUGCACUGCCCCACACUGCGGCCACAGAUGGACAGAAUGAGGAGGAUAAAGAUUAGACGUUCUUGUUCCAUCCCUGAACAUUAUUUCUCAGUUUAGGGAACGUCUGUUGUGGAGUGGAUGUGUUUUGUGGCUCCUAACACGAAAUAAAAGUGUGUAUAAAUAGUACAACAAAUAAAAAGGAAAACUCGUGGUAUUGAUGUGCAA